CUGCUGGCAUGUUUACGUCACGUGACCCCCUUGUUUAUCACGGUUGUGCUGGGACGUUUGGAGGGGGUGUGAGGGAGAAAGGUGGUCACACGUUUUAGGCAAGAAGGGGGCUUUAACAGCCGACCAUGUCGGUGAAGCUCGUCAUUGCUCGUGGGCUGGAGCUGGGCCGGUCGGUGUUUCAGCAGGGUCUCCUGAAACCGGCUGCCCGGGUCGCUGCGAGGUUCAGAAGCGGCGGUGUCCGUCUGGGCCCGCCGGUCCGUACCGUCCAGCCUCAGACUUUCCUGCCUGCUCGUUACCGCUAUUUCCGAGUGUCGCUGAGCGGCCUUGCUGCCCAGCUGCAGCGCCGGAGACUCGGCCGGCUUCCAGGAGGCGCCGGCUCCCCCAGGACCAGAGCGGUUUUUCUGGCUUUCGGGCUGGGCCUCGGGCUCAUCGAGCAGCAGCUGGAGGAGGACAGAAGGGACACGGCGACAUGCCGAGAAAUUCAGGCCUUGUUUGCCCAGAAGAAGAUGGCACUGCAAAGCCCACUCAAGUCCUUCUCCUCGGGCUACAGGCUGGAAGACUACGUGUUUGGGAGGCAGGUUGGGAAGGGCUGCAAUGCUGCUGUGUAUGAGGCUACAACUCCUUUCGCUGUUCCGAGACGGGCUGGGCAGUGCUCCCUGGUGGUGCCGGAUCCAUCCGGAGAAGUGAGGCAGGAAGACUCGCUGUCUCUCCAGUGCCGUGCCACAGCUGAGUACCCCCUGGCAGUGAAGAUGAUGUGGAAUAUCGGGGCAGGGUCUUCCAGUGAAUCCAUCCUUAACUCCAUGUGUCAGGAGCUGGUUCCUGCUAGCCCUCUGGCUAUGAGAGGAGAGAAGGCAGCUGUUGUUUUGAAUGGGCGGUUCGGCUCUGUGACAAAGAGGAUGGCGCCUCACCCCAAUGUGAUCCGGGUUUACCGAGCCUUCACAGCAGAGGUGCCCCUGCUGCCUGGCGCCCAAGAGGAGUACCCCGCUGUGCUGCCCACCAGGCUGAACCCAGCUGGAAUGGGGCACAAUCGGACCCUGUUCCUAGUGAUGAAGAAUUACCCUUGCACUUUGCGCCAGUUCUUGGAGGUGUCAGUCCCUGGGAAUAGAGAAGGAUCACUCAUGAUUCUUCAGCUGCUUGAAGGAGUGGAUCAUCUGAACAGACAAGGCAUUGCCCAUCGCGACCUCAAAACUGACAACAUCCUCCUGGAGUUCGAUUCAGGUGGCUGUCCCUGCCUGGUGAUUGCAGACUUUGGGUGCUGCCUGGCAGAUGAGACCUGUGGCUUACAGCUGCCUUUUAAUAGCCUGUGUGUGGACAGAGGGGGAAAUUCCAGCCUCAUGGCACCAGAAGUUGCAACAGCUGUUCCUGGCCCUGGUGUGGUCAUUGACUACAGCAAGGCGGACGCGUGGGCUGUAGGUGCCAUCGCCUAUGAGAUCUGUGGGCAGCGUAAUCCAUUCUACAUGCCUGGAGCAGAGGGGCUGGAGAGCAGGACCUACCAGGAGCAGCAGCUGCCUCCCCUGCCCAGCAGUAUUCCUGCUGAGGUGCAUCUGGUGGUGGGGUUGCUGCUGCGCAGGAACCCCAGAAAGCGCCCGAGCGCUCGUGUGGCAGCCAACCUGCUGCACCUCUGCCAGUGGGGUGGGAGACGGCUGCAUCUGAACAGGGUCUGCAAGAAGGAGAUGGCCGACUGGCUUCUCUGUCAGUCGGCUGUCGCGCUCCUGAAGGGUCAAUACUGCGGUGGGGACAGAGUUGAAGUAGGAUUACAGAGGUGCUUCCUGGCCAACAUUGACCUGGAGGAGCUAAGAAUGGCACUGGGGUUCCUGCUCGCUUUAAUUGAAGACUCCAAAUCCCGUAUCCUCUCAGAUUAAUUAUAUUUAUAUUUUUAAUCAAUAGUGCUAUAGCUGUUGCUUUGAUUUUUGUGAUCAGUACAAACAUUAUUAAGAGUUUAUUUAGAGUUUCUAUCCUUGUGCCACAUUGGCAGGAUGACGAGAACGUAAAGCACUAUCAACAUCUAUGUGCCAGUGGGGCAGAUUUUAAAAAGCUAUUUAGUUACUAAUGGCUUGCUGAUGACUUGAUCUGCUGUGACUUUAAUUUAAAAGACUGAACUAUCAAAAAUAGUUUUGGUGUUCUGUAGUAUAGAGUGGUGUAACAAAAACCUACUAGUUUUUUACUAGAUUGAGACUGUGGUGAUGAUGAUCAAGUGAAACACAUAACAAUAAUGUUUCCACUAGCACAAUUAGGUAUAUUGUAAAAUUAAUAUGAAUGAAAAUGAAUUAAGAACACCUUUAUGAAAGGUUCUUACAUUAAAUACACCUUGUUUUCUUUUUGUUGUGGAAAAUACAAAGCUAUUGUGUUCAAUGUACUCUCUUUACCUGCCCUACUAUCUGAUACAAUCUAGGUUGUUGAAUUAUUGCACUAAACUUUGACAAAACAUCUAGAUAAAAAAUCUUGGAAUCCUUAACACUGCUUUUUAGUACGAUGAAAAUAAAAUCAGUUGCACUAAAAAAAAAACAAUUAGUCAUUUGAUAUUUGCUUAGCAAGUUUUCUUAUUCUGGGCGACUUAUGCUUUAAUUCUCCCCAAAUUCUGUUGGAAACCCAAAUGGCUCCACACAGUAUAAGCUGUUGAGCAAAUUGUCUUGAUCAACUGGAAAGGCAAUUUAUGUAAUAUUACUGUAGCAUCACAAUCAUUGAGUUAGGCCUACACAUUGUUUUCCAGCUGAGGAUUUGAAAUAGGCUUGCCAUAUUAUGCACCUUUUAUUAUCAAUUUAAGAUUAUAAGUAGAUGACCUUAAAACAAUAAGUGGAUCAGACUGCUUCCAUUCAGCCCAUCCCUUUGGUAAUCAGUAGCUAAUUGAUCCCAGGAUUUCAUCCUGCUGGUUUCCUGAAAGAGGCCAGCAUAUCAAGUUCAGUAACAUGGUUGGGGUAACUUGCUCCAUGCUCUUACAGCCUUUUGUUAAAAGAAGUUUAUCUCCUAUUCUUGGUUUUAAAUAUACUUCACACAAUUUCUGCUUGGUUCAUAUUUCACUGCUCAUUUUAAAGAUAUCAGUUGGGUUGACUUUAUCGGCGUCUUCAAGAAAUUCGAAUAUUUGUAUCUGAUCUCCCUGAUGUCCUCUCUGUUUAAGACUAAAAAGGUUUAAUUCCUAAUUCCUUUAAUUUUGUCAGAUUUUGUAUCAAUUUCUGGCUUCAAAUAUUAAUUGAAAGUGAUUUGUUUCCUCAGCUUUUGAUUGUUUAAAGAAUAAUAUUUUGACAUGGGGCAAAAUACAAUGCAGUUUUGCAUCUUUAUUCAAUUGUGGUAGAUCAGGAUAUAAAUUUAAGAAGUUGCUGUUUAUUUGUGUAGGCCCUAAUACAGUUGCAUAUGCCUUCCCCAAUGUGUAAGUUACUUUUAAGGACUCAUGUUCAAUGUGCAAGGUGGAAUGUGGCACGUUUCAAGAAUAUGAUGUUUUUGCUUUGUGGUCAGAAAGUUUUCCAAUGAACUAAACUACAGACCACACUGGGAUGCAUGUAAGAAGCUGAGACUGUUGGGGGAAACAGUUGUGGUGACAAUUCUUAGCAAUUACAAGUGGGAGGAGUUUUGUAGAAUCAUACUUUUUGUGUUUCAGAUAAGCUUAUAUUAAAGAUGAUCUGUCAUAUUGUGAAUGUGCACUUUACAUGAUAGGAAUACCUGCUCAAAAUAUCAAAGCUGUAUUACAGUAGUCAAUACAAAGUGGAAGAUCUGUAUACCUACAAUCUGUUAAAUUAUCAUUUUCCUAUUACUAGAGCAAGAGGACUAAGAAAACAAUCAUAGGUUAUUUUUAUUGUUGAGAGGAGAUCUUUGUUUCUUUUAUAGGAAAUAAAAUGUUAUUGUAUUCAAAAUA
This is a messenger RNA of Lepisosteus oculatus (spotted gar), 3847 nucleotides long. NCBI's taxonomy places the organism in Eukaryota, Metazoa, Chordata, Actinopteri, Semionotiformes, Lepisosteidae. The record is from RefSeq and is a predicted model, not a curated record.